Naegleria lovaniensis is the source of this 2139-nucleotide messenger RNA. RefSeq lists its product as uncharacterized. Bases 1 to 2139 code for a protein of 712 amino acids. The record is from RefSeq and is a predicted model, not a curated record. Lineage: Eukaryota; Heterolobosea; Eutetramitea; Acrasida; Naegleriidae. Gene Ontology annotation, molecular function: guanyl-nucleotide exchange factor activity. The transcript has 3 exons.
AUGUCAACACCAAGCACAACAUCUCCAACACCACCUCCUCGCAGACAUCAAACCACCAUGUUUUCCGUCCUUCCUCCUCCUCCAACAACAACAACAAGUACAACCACCAAUUCAUCCUCUUCCAAUAACAACACCUCUCCCACUCAUUCAUCAACAACAACUUCAUCCACCAAACCAUCCACAAAAUCAACUCUACCAAUAACAACAUCACCACAACAACAAAAAUCCUCUUCUUCUUCUGACAAAUCUCCAACAACAACAACAACAACAGGAACUUCUCCUCCAACCAUUCCCUCUCGAGUCGGUAGAGAACGAUCUGGUGGUAUGGUCAGCUCAAUUCCUCCUCCAUUACCACCACGUGCAAAUCUUCGAUCGAAAACAACGAUUGGAAAUUCGUCGUCUUCUUCUUCGUCCUCAACUGUGAACUCUGCCAACAACAACAACAUGAUCUCACAAAAUAUAAUUUCUGCAACAAAUAUUGGAAUGAGCGCUGGAAUGAAUAUUGGAAGUGGAGUCAUUACCAAUGGUCAUGAUGGUAAUGUGUAUGUGAAAUCAACAGUGAAGAGUGAAAAUAAGCCAGCAGUCACCAUUGUGCAUCGAGUGCCACAACCAUCCAAAGCAAGUAGUGACCCAAAUUUAACAGAGCUUAAGAAGGUAUCUAUUCAUUUGACCACAAGUGGUACCUCUAGUACUACUACUACUACUACAACUAGUACUACUACUACUACAACUAUGGAUGGGCCUUUGGAUUCAAAAACAAAGGACUCGCCACAAGUCACUCAUUCAGUAGCUGCUACCUCUUCAACAACAACAACAACACCACCACCACUGACCAACAAAUCCUCUCUUCCAAAAUUAAAUUUACAACAAGUGACAUCUCCCAGUGUGGGUAUCUCAACGAGCUCUCAAAAUUCUCCGCAACAACAACAACAACAACAACAACAGAAGAGAGAUACGGAAGAGUCGAUGGAUGACGACAAUUUAUCGGUUCAUGAAGAUGAAGGUGUGGCUGUACCUUCCAAAUUGCCACCACCUCCUCCACCUAGAAAGAAAGUAAAAACAGAAGAAGAAAAAGAAAUUGAAAGAAAAGAACUUCGUUGGGAGGUCAUUGCUGAAAUUAUUAAAACUGAAGAAAAUUAUGUGGAGGGAUUAAAUCACUUGGAGAGAUUUUACAUUAAACCUUUACGAGCAUUGGGAAGUGCCACACAACAUGUUAAGCCUGUAAUUACACAAAAAGAUUUAAGCUAUAUUUUUGACAAGAUGACAGUGAUUAAGAGUGUGAAUGAAGGAUUUUUAAAACAAUUGAAAAUGUUGGAUCUCAGUUUUGAAACACAGGAUGAGCCAGCAAAAUCCAUUGGAUUGUUUUUCAAAAGAACUCUACCCAUGUUUAAGGUUUAUACUGAUUAUGUGAAUAAUUAUAAUAGUAUUGCAACAAGAGUGAAAGACAUGAUGAAAGAGAAUCCAAGUUUUGACAGUUAUAUGAAUGAAAUGGAAAGAAAUGCUAGAAAACAAGGGAAAGUUGGAUUCUUUUCAUACAUGAUUCAACCGGUUCAACGUUUACCAAGAUACACCCUUUUGGUUAAUGAAUUACUGAAACAUACACCUGAAUCGCAUCCAGAUUACAAAAAUCUAUGCGACGCUUCUGAGCUAUCUAAACAAGUUAGUUCUCAUGUAAAUAGUGCCAUGAAUGUACUUCAAAAUCAAUUGAAAAUGACAGAAAUUAAUUCUUCGAUACUGAAAUUGGAGGAAAGUAUUGGAAGUACAUUCAUCAAACCAAGUAGAACAUUUGUGUUGGAAGGAGAAGAUUUCCUAGUAUCAGAAUAUGCACUAGGAAAGAAAGCUAAAAAAGCCAACAAGUGCACCGUCUAUCUCCUAAGUGAUUUGAUUCUAAUUACCAAGAAAGGAAAAUAUUCCAAUCAUGUCUAUUUGAAAAAUGAGCUCAAUAUGUCAACCUUCAGACAUCCUUGGAUUUUCUACGAUUUGGAGAACAACAAACAAGCAUUUGAAAUCAUUUCAGAGGAAGCGACCUAUGUCAUUGCCUGCCCUACUGCCAUUGCAUGCAAUGAAUGGAUUGAAAAAAUCAAUCAGAAUACUUGCUGCAAUGCUGCUCCAGGAAAAGAAAUGAGAGCCACCGAUUAA